GGGGGUCUCGCCGGGCUGCCCUAUAUGGCUGUGGAUGAGCUCCAUGCUAAUAUCGGCUUGAGAGGCACAGCAUCGCGUUUCUGCCGGCAGUCAGUGGUGGCUUCCAGAGUCUGAGCAGGCUCCUUCACAGCCAUGGCUGAGGGCGGAGAAGGGGAAGAUGAGAUCCAGUUCUUGAGAACUGACGAUGAGGUGGUGCUGCAGAGUGUGGCCACCAUUCAGAAGGAACAUUGCAAGUUCUGCCUGGCCGCUGAGGGACUCGGAAACCGUCUCUGUUACCUGGAAUCCACUUCGGAAGCUAAGUAUGUUCCUCCAGACCUGUGUAUUUGUAACUUUGUGCUGGAGCAGUCCCUGUCCGUGCGGGCCCUGCAGGAGAUGCUGGCUAAGACUGGGCAGAACAGCGAAGGGGCAGGUCAGGGGGGCGGACACCGGACCCUGCUCUACGGCCAUGCCAUCCUCCUUCGCCACUCCUUCAGUGGUAUGUACUUGACCUGUUUGAAGACGUCAAGGUCUCAGACGGACAAGCUGUCGUUCGAUGUCGGACUACAAGAAGAUUCAAUAGGAGAGGCCUGCUGGUGGACCAUCCACCCUGCGUCCAAGCAGAGAUCCGAGGGAGAGAAAGUCCGCAUCGGAGACGACCUGAUUCUUGUCAGCGUGUCAACAGAGAGAUACCUGCACCUCUCUAUCUCCAAUGGCAACAUCCAGGUGGAUGCCUCCUUCAUGCAAACUCUGUGGAACAUCCAACCCACCUGCUCUUCAAGCAACGUGGCUGUAGGGUAUUUGACUGGUGGACAUGUGAUGCGUCUUUGUCACGGACAUGAUGAAAGCUUGACCAUCCCUGGAGCAGACAAGAACGAGGAGGAGCAGAGGAUAGUCAACUAUGAGGCGGGUAAGGGAGCGUCAAGGGCCCGCUCACUGUGGAGACUGGAGCCUCUGAGGAUCAGCUGGAGCGGUAGCCACAUUCGGUGGGGCCAGGCCUUCAGACUACGUCACCUCUCCACUGGCCAUUACCUGGCUCUGACCGAGGACCGUGGACUGGUCCUGCAAGACAGGGUGAAGUCCGAUACCAAGUCCACUGCGUUCUGCUUCAGGGCUUCCAAGGAAAAGGGGGACUCGGGCCCGAAGAGGGACAUCGAAGGGAUGGGUGUUCCAGAGAUAAAGUACGGGGACUCUGUUUGCUUCAUCAUGCACGUGCAGACAGGACUGUGGCUGUCUUACCUGGCACCUGACGCCAAAUCGUCUCGCCUAGGACCCCUGAAGAGACGGGCCUGCCUACAUUCUGAGGGCCACAUGGACGAUGGGCUGAUCCUGCAGCGCUGUCAGCAUGAGGAGUUUCGCGCCGCUCGCAUCAUCCGCAACACCACAUUUCUCUUCGUCAACUUCAUCAAGGCUUUGGACAGCACCGCUAACGGCGAGUCCAUGGCGGUGGCUGGGUACGUCGAAGAGGUGCUGCAGACGCUGAACGAUCUGAUCGAGUACUUCAAACAGCCCGACUUGGAGUUGGAGCAUGAGGAGAAACAGUGUCUCCUCCGUUCGCUCAUCAAGCGUCAGGACCUCUUCAAAGAGGAGGGAAUGCUCGCCCUCUUGUCCAAAUGCAUUGACAGAAUGAACCUGUACAACAGUGCUGCACACUUUGGAGAGAUGGCUGGCGAGGAGGCGGGCGCUGCUUGGAAGGACAUUCUCAACCUUCUCUAUGAGCUCUUGGCCUCACUGAUUCGCGGGAACAGAAACAACUGCACCCAGUUUUCCCGCAACUUGGACUGGUUGGUCAGCAAACUGGAGAGACUGGAAUCUUCAUCAGGGAUCCUGGAAGUCCUCCACUGCAUCUUGGUAGAAAGCCCAGAGGCUCUGAACAUCAUCCAGAGAGGGCACAUUAAAUCCAUCAUCUCUUUGCUCUACAAGCAUGGACGCAACCACAAGAUUCUCGAUGUGUUGUGCUCACUCUGUGUUUGUAAUGGGGUGGCAGUGAGAGCCAAUCAGAAUCUGAUCUGUGACAACCUUCUCCCCAAAAGGGACCUGCUUCUUCAGACCCGACUGGUCAACGAUGUUCAGAGCAUGAGACCAAAUAUCUUCCUGGGCAUGGCGGAAGGUUCGGCUCAGUACAAGAAGUGGUAUUUCGAGCUGGUGAUCGACCAGGUGGACCACUUUGUCACCGGUGAGCCGACCCACCUGAGGGUGGGCUGGGCCAACACUAAGGGCUACGCUCCGUAUCCCGGUGGAGGAGAGGGAUGGGGGGGCAACGGUGUCGGGGACGAUCUGUACUCCUACAGCUUUGAUGGACUUCACCUGUGGUCAGGUCGAAUCCCCAGGGCCGUGGCCUCCAUCAACCAGCACCUGCUGAACUCUGACGACGUGGUCAGCUGCUGUCUGGAUUUGGGCGCUCCCAGCAUGUCCUUCAGGAUCAACGGGCAGCCCGUCCAGGGCAUGUUCGAGGACUUCAAUACAGAUGGAUUGUUCUUCCCUGUCGUCAGCUUCUCCGCAGGUGUCAAGGUUCGCUUUCUCUUGGGCGGACGGCAUGGAGAUUUCAAGUUCCUGCCGCCUGCUGGUUACUCUCCGUGCUACGAGGCGCUGUUGCCCAAAGAGAAGAUGCACGUGGAGCCUGUGAAGGAGUACAAGAGAGACCACGAGGGGAUCCGCGAUCUGCUGGGAACCACCAAGUUCCUCUCUCAGGCCUCCUUCAUCCCCACUCCUGUCGACACCACCCAGGUUGUUCUUCCCCCUCACCUGGACAACGUCCGAGACAAGCUGGCCGAAAACAUCCACGAGCUGUGGGGGAUGAACAAGAUUGAACUGGGCUGGACCUACGGCAAGGUUCGUGACGACAACAAGAGGCAGCACCCUUGCCUCGUGGAUUUCACCAAGCUGCCUGAAACUGAAAGGAACUACAACUUGCAGAUGUCUAGUGAAACACUUAAGACCCUGUUGGCACUGGGAUGCCAUGUUGCCCAGGUCAAUGUGAACGCUGAGGAUGAUCUGAAGAAAAUCAAACUACCCAAAGACUACAUGAUGUCUAAUGGAUAUAAGCCUGCGCCACUGGACCUCUCUGAUGUGAAACUGACUGCAGGUCAGGAGGUUCUAGUUGAUAAACUGGCCGAGAAUGCGCACAACGUGUGGGCCAAAGACAGAAUUAAACAAGGAUGGACCUAUGGCAUCCAGCAGGAUUUGAAGAGCAGGCGUAAUCCUCGCCUGGUUCCUUAUGCUUUACUGGACGAACGCACUAAGAAAUCUAACAGAGACAGUCUGAGAGAGGCUAUCAGGACCGUGGUUGGAUAUGGAUAUGACAUCGACCCCCCAGACCAGGAGGUCGUCCAUGUGUUGGACAAUCAGAGCAUCGAGACUAUUCGCUUCUUCCGCGUGGAGCAGACAUACGCAGUGAAGACAGGGAGGUGGUACUUUGAGUUUGAGGCCCUGAGUGGAGGCGAUAUGAGAGUUGGCUGGGCCAGACCAGGCUGCAGACCUGAUGUGGAACUGGGAACGGACAACCAGGCCUUUGUUUUCGACGGAUACAGGGUAAACUUGACGCUUUGUAAGAUGACUAACAACAUCGUCCAGAGGAGCAACUGCUACAUGGUGUGUGGAGCAGAUGCCGUCGCCCCGUCCUCCUCCAGCCGCACCAGCUCCGACCUGGAGAUCGGCUGUCUGAUUGACCUUGCCACCGGCCUCGUCUCCUUCACCGCCAAUGGAAAAGAGCUGCCUACAACUUAUCAGGUGGAGCCAAAUACUAAGCUCUUCCCAGCUGUGUUCGUGCGCCCCACCAGUGCAAACCUCUUCCAGUUUGAAUUUGUCAAGAUCAAGGACGCCAUGCCGCUCUCAUCGGCCAUAUUUAAGAGCGAGCACAGGAACCCGGUGCCGCAGUGCCCGCCACGACUGGAUGUGCAGACCAUCGUGGCCGUACUCUGGAGCCGGAUGCCAAACACCUUCCUCAGCGUGGAGACGGCUCGAGUCAGUGAGCGGCAUGGUUGGGUGGUCCAGUGUCUGGAGCCGCUGCAGAUAAUGGCUGUUCACAUACCUGAGGAGAACAGGUGUCUGGACAUCCUGGAGUUAUCUGAACAUGAAGAUCUCAGGAAGUUCCACUACCACACGCUGAAGCUGUACUGUGCCCUGUGCGCUCUGGGAAACACUCGUGUAGCUCACGCCCUCUGCAGCCACAUGGAUCAGUCACAGCUCCUCUACACCAUCGACAACCAGUACCUGUCCGGUAUGCUGAGAGAGGGCUUCUACAAUGUCCUCAUCAGCAUCCAUCUUGAGACGGCGAAGGAAGCUCGCCUAAUGAUGAAUAACGAGUUCAUCAUCCCUGUGACGGAUGAGACUCGCUCAAUCAAGCUGUUCCCAGACGAAUCCAAACGGCAUUCACUGCCUGGUGUGGGCCUGAGCACCUCCCUCAAACCCCGCGUCAACUUCUCCUCUGUCGGCAUCAUCGACACCAAACAACACCAGUACCUCUAUAGCCCCCAGAUCCCGCUGGGCAUCCUGAAAGAGAAAGCCAUCAGCAUGCUCACCGAGGCUGUGCAGGGCGGAGGCACACACAUCCGUGACCCCGUGGGCGGGAGCGUCAAGUACCACUUCGUCCCCAUUCUGAAGCUGAUUGGAACGCUGUUAAUCAUGGGAGUCCUCACCAGCGAGGAAGUGAGGCUGAUUCUCCUCCUUAUUGACCCCAAUGUGUUUGGAGAGUCCAAGGAGGGUGAGGAAGGGAAGGCGGAUGAGGUGACCGCGGCGGGGGAGAAGGAGGAGGUAAGCAAGAACGAAGAGAAGGCCGUGGAGGCGGGAGAAGAGGAGACCAAAGAGAGUAAACCGCCAGCUAAAGGUCUGCUGGAGAAGUCACUGCCCGAGCCUGUGAAACGCCAGAUGUGUGAGCUGCUGCAUUACUUCUGUGACUGCGAGCUGAAGCACCGCAUCGAGGCCAUCGUCUCAUUCUCUGACAGCUUUGUGUCGAAGCUGCAGUUCAACCAGAAGUUUCGCUACAACGAGCUGAUGCUGGCGCUCAACAUGUCCGCCGCUGUCACUGCCAAGAAGACCAAAGAGUUUCGUUCUCCGCCGCAGGAGCAGAUCAACAUCCUGUUGAAUUUCACUGCAGGGGAGGACUGCCCCUGUCCCGAGGAGAUCCAGGAAGAACUCAACUCCUUCCAUGAAGAACUGCGACUACACUGUGGAAUUCCGGUGGAGGAGGAAGAAGAGGAGCAGGACACGUCGAUUAAAGGCCGUCUCCUCGCUCUGCUCUACAAGAUCAAGGGUCCACCUCAGAAGACAGAAGAGGAACCCACCGAGACAGAACAGCCUCCUCCCACCAACCUGAAGGAGCUGAUCUCCCAGACUAUAACCAGCUGGGCCCAGGAGUCUCACAUCCAGGACCCAGAGCUGGUCAGAGUGAUGUUCAGCCUGCUGAGGCGGCAGUACGACGGCAUCGGGGAGUUGCUCCGGGCCAUGAAGAAAUCCUACACCAUCAGUGCUGCGUCCGUGCAGGAUGCUAUAAACCUGUUGGUAUCGCUGGGUCAAAUUAGGUCUCUGCUGUCAGUGCGUAUGGGCAAAGAGGAGGAGAAACUCAUGAUCGAUGGACUCGGCGACAUCAUGAACAACAAGGUUUUCUACCAACAUCCCAACCUGAUGAGGGUGCUGGGCAUGCACGAGACCGUCAUGGAGGUCAUGGUCAAUGUGCUGGGAGGAGACAAGUCACAGGAGAUUGCCUUCCCCAAGAUGGUGGCCAGCUGUUGUCGUUUCUUGUGCUACUUCUGUCGUAUCAGCCGCCAGAACCAGAAAGCCAUGUUUGACCACCUGAGCUACCUGCUGGAGAACAGCAGCGUCGGACUGGCCUCUGAAGCGAUGCGGGGCUCCACUCCGCUGGAUGUGGCGGCGUCGUCAGUGAUGGAUAACAACGGCCUGGCUCUGGCCCUGGAGGAGCCUGACCUGGAGAAGGUGGUGAUGUACCUGGCGGGUUGUGGUCUUCAGAGCUGCGCUAUGUUGCUUGCCAAGGGUUACCCAGACCUCGGCUGGAACCCCAUCGAGGGAGAGCGCUACCUGUCCUUCCUGAGGUUCGCCGUCUUCUGCAACGGGGAGAGCGUGGAGGAAAAUGCCAAUGUGGUGGUGAAGCUGCUGAUCCGACGACCUGAGUGUUUCGGCCCGGCCCUGAGGGGAGAGGGAGGCCAGGGUCUGCUGGCCGCCAUGAAGGAGGCCAUCAAGAUCGCUGAGGACCCUGCUCUGGACUUGCCAAAGACCCCCGUCGGAGUCACGACUGGGUCUGGUGAGGAAGAAGGAGAAAUCAUCCACAUGGGCAACGCCAUCAUGUCCUUCUACUCAGCGCUUAUCGACCUGCUGGGACGUUGUGCUCCGGAGAUGCAUCUUAUCAACGCGGGUAAAGGUGAAGCUCUGCGUAUCAGAGCCAUCCUGCGCUCUCUGGUUCCGACAACAGACCUCGUGGGCGUCAUCAGCAUCCCCCUCAAAAUGCCCGUGGUUAACAAAGAUGGCACAGUGACCGAGCCCGACAUGUCAGCCUGUUUCUGUCCGGACCACAAGGCCCCCAUGGUGCUCUUCCUGGACCGAGUGUACGGAAUCGAGGACCAGAGCUUCCUGCUCCAGAUGUUGGAGGUUGGCUUCCUGCCUGACCUCCGUGCCUCAGCAUCUCUGGAUACGGAGGUGUUGAGCACCACUGAGACGGCGUUGGCCAUGAACAGAUACAUCGGCUCGGCCCUGCUGCCUCUGCUGACCCGCUGUGCCGCCCUCUUCGCCAGCACCGACCACUACGCUCAGCUGAUCGACUCCACGCUGCAGACCAUCUACCGGCUGUCCAAAGGCCGCUCACUCACCAAAGCCCAAAGGGAUGCCAUCGAGGACUGUCUGCUCGCUAUCUGCAAGCAUCUGCGUCCCUCCAUGAUGCAGCAGCUGCUUAGACGUCUGGUGUUUGAUGUUCCCAUGCUGACGGAAUACUGCAAGAUACCUCUGCGGCUGAUGACCAACCACUAUGAGCAAAACUGGAAGUACUAUUGCCUGCCGACUGGUAUGGGCAGCUCUGGCACGGCCUCCGAGGAGGAGCUGCUCCUCACCAAGAAACUGUUCUGGGGAAUCUUUGACUCGCUCUCUCAGAAGAAGUACGACGCCGACCUUUUCAAAAUGGCCAUGUCUUGUCUGUGUGCUAUCGCCGGAGCCCUGCCGCCUGACUUCGUGGAUGCCAGUCUCGGGGCAACACUGGAGAAACAGGCAUCAGUGGAUGCACAGGGCAACUUUGACCCCAAACCCAUUAACACUGUCAAUAUCUCCCUUCCUGAAAAACUUGAGUACAUUGCCAACAAAUAUGCAGAGCAUUCCCAUGACAAGUGGUCCUCAGAGAAGGUGUCAGCCGGCUGGAAACACGGAGACAAUAUGGAUGAGCAGAAUAAAACCCAUCCGCUGCUGAAAGCUUACAAAGCUCUGAGUGAGAAGGAGAGAGAAACAUACCGCUGGCCAGUGAGGGAGUCGUUGAAGAGCAUGUUGGCUAUGGGCUGGAACGUUGAGAGGACCAAGGAGGGCGAAGCCAUUUUCCAACAGCGAGAGAGCGAAAAACAACGAAAGAUCUCGGAGUCUCAGGUUAAUGGAUUCAGUCCUGCUGUGAUGGACCUGCAUAAUGUCACUUUGUCCAGAGAACUACAGGGUAUGGUGGAGGUGGUUGCUGAAAAUUACCACAACAUCUGGGCCAAGAAGAAGAAAACUGAGCUCGUUAGCAAAGGAGGAGGGACCCACCCGCUGCUGGUUCCCUAUGACACCCUGACGGCUAAAGAGAAGUACAGAGACAGAGAGAAGGCCCAGGAGCUCUUCAAGUUUCUGCAGAUCAGUGGCUAUGCUAUCACAAGAGGUCUGAAGGACAUGGAGCAGGAGUCGUCAUCCAUGGAGAAGCGUUUUUCCUUCAAGUUCCUCAAGAGGAUGUUGAACUAUAUCGACUCUGCUCAGGAGUUCAUCGCUCACCUGGAGGCCAUGGCCACCAGUGGGAAAACGGACAAAUCACCUCAUGACCAGGAAAUUAAGUUCUUUGCCAAGGUGUUGCUUCCUCUGGCCGAUCAAACCUUUAAGAACCACUGUCUUUACUUCCUGUCCACGCCCAGCAAGAACAUGAGCAGCUGCGGCUGUGCCUCCAACAAAGAGAAAGAGAUGGUCACAAGCCUGUUCUGUAAACUGGCAGCUCUUGUCAGACAUAGGAUUUCUCUCUUCGGGAGUGACUCGGCAAUGAUGGUGAGCUGUCUGCACAUCAUCACUCACUCACUUGACACCAGGACGGUGAUGAAGUCCGGCUCGGAGCUGGUCAAAGCCGGGUUUAAGACUUUCUUCGAGAACGCGGCCGAGGACCUGGAGAAGCUGCUGGAGAUGCUGAAACUGGGGAAGUUCAUGCAGUCUCGGGCCCAGAUGAAGAGCGUCAGCCAGAGCAUCAACUACGUGACGGUGGCGCUGCUGCCCAUCCUUACCGCUGUGUUCGAACACAUCAGGACACAUGAAUUUGGGGUGGACCUGCUGUUGGAUGACGUUCAGCUGUCCUGCUACCGAAUCCUGACGUGUUUCUAUUCUCUGGGAACAGGAAAGAACCCCUUUAUGGAGAGGCAUCUCCCUGCUCUGGGUGAGAGUCUUGCAACCUUGGUGGGAGCCAUGCCUGUAGCUUUCCUGGAGCCCCACCUGAACGCCCACAACCCACUUUCUGUCUUCAACACCAAGACCCCCCGAGAGAGAGCCAUUCUCAGCAUGCCGGACACGGUGGUGGAGAUGUGUCCGGAGAUGCCUCAUCUUGAAAGACUCCUGAAAGAUGUCAAUGAUGUCUCAGAGUCUGGUGCUCGCUACUGUGACAUGCCACAGGUCAUUGAGGUGAUCCUCCCCAUGCUGUGUAACUACCUCUCCUACUGGUGGGAGAAAGGUCCAGAGAACUCACCUCCAGAUGCCCUGUGCUGCACCAUGGUGACGUCUGAACACCUCAGCAUCAUCCUGGGAAAUAUCCUCAGGAUCCUCAACAACAACCUGGGCAUUGAUGACGCUCCCUGGAUGAAGAGGAUUGCAGUUUACUCUCAGCCAAUCAUCUGCAAGGCUGGGGCAGAUCUGCUGAGAACCCACUUCCUGCCCACACUGGACAAAUUAAAGAAGAAGACGGUGAAGGUUGUGGCUGAGGAGGAGCUGCUGAAGGCCGACAGUAAAGGUGACAACCAGGAGGCUGAGCUGCUCAUCCUGGAUGAGUUCGCUGUGCUCUGCAGGGACCUCUAUGCUUUCUACCCCAUGCUCAUCCGAUACGUGGAUAUCAACAGGUGUCGGUGGUUGAAGGAGCCUGACGCAUACUCCACUGAGCUCUUCAGGAUGGUGGCUGAGAUCUUUAUCCUCUGGUGCAAGUCCCAUAACUUUAAACGUGAGGAGCAAAACUAUGUGGUUCAGAAUGAAAUCAACAAUUUGGGCUUCCUGACUGAAGAAGGCAAGACGAAGAUGUCCAAGUCAGGUGGGGACCAGGAGAGGAAACAUAAGCGUCGUCGUGGGGAAUAUUACUCCAUCCAGACGUCUUUGAUCGUCGCUGCCUUGAAGAAGAUGCUGCCCAUCGGCCUCAACAUGUGCACCCCCGGUGACCAGGAGCUCAUCUCAUUGGCUAAGAUACGCUACAGUCUGAGAGACACAGAUGAUGAGGUGAAGGAGCACUUGCGUCAGAAUCUCCAUCUCCAGGACAAAUCGGAUGAUCCAGCGGUCCAGUGGCAGUUGGACCUGUACAAGGACGUGGUGGUGAAGAGCGAGGAACCCGCCAACCCGGAACACUCGGUGAACCGAGUCCAGAGCAUCUCUGCUGCAGUUUUCCAUCUGGAGCAGGUCGAGCAGCCUCUGAGGAAUAAGAAGUGUGUGUGGCAGAAGCUGCUCUCCAAACAGCGUAAGCGAGCUGUGGUGGCCUGUUUCCGUAUGGCUCCACUCUACAAUCUGCCCCGGCAUCGCGCUAUCAACUUCUUCAUCCCGGCCUAUCAGAGACUUUGGAUAGAGGCAGAGGAGUACUCCUUUGAGGAGAAGCUAGUUCAGGAUCUGGCAAAAACCCCGAUGAAGAUUGUGGAGGAGGAGGAAGAGGAGGUGGCUGAGAUCCAGCCUGACCCUCUUCAUCAGCUCAUCCUCCACUUCAGCCACAACGCUCUGACAGAGAGAAGUCACUUGGAACAAGACCCUUUGUAUAUUGCAUAUGCAGACAUGAUGGCAAAGAGCUGUGCAGAGGAUGAGGAAGAGGAAGAGGAAGAAGGGAAAGAAAAGACAUUUGAGGAGAAAGAGAUGGAAAAGCAGAAGAUCCUGUAUCAGCAGGCGAGGCUGCAUGCCCGCGGGGCAGCUGAGAUGGUGUUGCAGAUGAUCAGCGCCAGUAAAGGACGUUUAGGCCCCAUGGUGACAUGCACCCUCAAACUGGGGAUCUCCAUCCUAAAUGGAGGCAACGUACGAGUUCAACAGAAAAUGCUUGAUUACCUGAAAGAAAAAAGAGAUGCUGGGUUUUUCAAGAGUCUCUCAGGACUGAUGCAGUCUUGCAGUGUCCUGGACUUGAAUGCAUUUGAGAGGCAGAACAAAGCAGAAGGUCUUGGCAUGGUGACAGAUGAAGGGUCAAUCCACACUGAGCGGGGCUCCAAGGUGCUACAGAAUGAUGAGUUUACUAAAGAUCUCUUCCGGUUUUUGCAACUUCUCUGUGAGGGGCACAAUGGAGAUUUCCAGAACUUCCUGAGAACCCAGACUGGAAACACAACCACAGUGAACAUCAUUAUCAGCACUGUGGACUAUCUGCUCCGUCUUCAGGAAUCUAUCAGUGACUUCUACUGGUACUACUCUGGCAAGGAGGUCAUUGAUGAGACUGGAAAAGUCAACUUCUCCCAAGCUUUAUCUGUCGCCAAGCAGAUAUUCAACUCGCUCACUGAGUAUAUUCAGGGCCCGUGUAUUGGGAACCAGCAGAGUCUGGCUCACAGCAGACUGUGGGAUGCAGUUGUUGGCUUCUUGCAUGUAUUUGCCAACAUGCAGAUGAAACUAUCACAGGAUGCCAGUCAGAUUGAGCUGUUGAAGGAGCUGAUGGAUUUACAGAAGGACAUGGUUGUCAUGUUGCUGUCACUGCUGGAGGGUAACGUGGUGAAUGGAACAAUUGGAAAGCAGAUGGUCGACACCCUGAUGGAGUCCUCCAGCAACGUGGAGAUGAUCCUCAAGUUCUUUGACAUGUUCCUCAAACUGAAGGAUCUGACGACCUCCGAAAACUUCAGGGAGUACGACCCCGAGUGCAAAGGCAUCAUCUCAAAGAAGGAGUUCCAGAAGUCCAUGGAGAGUCAGAAACAGUACAGCCAGUCAGAGAUCGAUUUCCUGCUCUCGUGUGCAGAGGCCGAUGAGAACGAUAUGUUUAAUUACAAGGAGUUCGUCGAGCGGUUCCACGAGCCGGCCAAAGAUAUCGGCUUCAACGUGGCGGUGCUGCUGACCAACCUGUCGGAGCACAUGCCGCACGACUCUCGACUCGCCACCUUCCUGGAUCUGGCGGAGAGCGUGCUCAGCUACUUCGAACCGUACCUGGGUCGUAUUGAAAUCAUGGGCAGUGCGAAGCGCAUCGAGAGGGUUUACUUCGAGAUCAGCGAGUCGAGCCGCGAGCAGUGGGAGAAGCCGCAGGUCAAAGAGUCCAAGCGUCAGUUCAUCUUUGAUGUGGUCAACGAGGGCACAGAGAGCGAGAAGAUGGAAAUGUUUGUGAACUUCUGUGAGGACACCAUCUUUGAGAUGCAGCUGGCCUCGCAGAUCUCUGAGCCGGACGUGGUGGAACAACCCGAGGAGGAGGAAGAGGAGGAGGUACACAACAUCCUAGAGGAGCUGGCUGGAGAGGAAGGAGGCGCCUCGGAGUCAGCCUCGGCCUUCAGCACCGCCUGUUGCUCUGUCAAGAAGAAGUUAGCGAACGUCCGCCAAAUAUUUUCUUUUAAAAACGUCCGCAAGCAGUUCAAGAAAAUCAAGAAACUGAGCAUCAGGGAGAUCAUCACCGGCUUCUUCUCCUUCUUCUGGAUGCUCUUCACCGGCUUCUUUAAAGGAAUCUACAGCCUCGUCUUUGGUUUCUUCCACCUCAUCUGGUCCUCCAUGUUCGGCGGAGGCCUGGUGGAGGGCGCCAAGAACAUAAAGGUGACGGACAUCCUCGGAAACAUGCCUGACCCGACUCAGUUUGGUAUCCAUGGUGAUGUGGUAGAAGGGGAGAAAGUGGAGGCCGUGGAGUUAUCGGGAAGCUUGGACACAGCCAUGGCGCCGGCAGGAGACAUCGCAGAGGUGGACAUGAUGUUGGAGAUGCUGUCGGCGCCUAAAAGGGAAGGAGGGAAACACGUGGAGCCCGGCCUGGGUGACGUCUCGGAGCUGAGCGCAGAAAUAUCCAGCACUGAGCAGAAAAAGAAAGCUGCCGCCAAACCCGUCGAAACCCCCGAGAGUGAACCAGAAAAAGCAGACACAGAGAAGGAGGAUAAGCCAAAGGAGGAGGAAGCAAAGGAACCAGUGACGGAGGAGAAGCCCAAGACCAGAUCGAGUCAACCUAAAGAGGCAGCGCCGGCCUUCAUGUCCAGCAUCUUUGCCGUUCUGGACAUCUACCUGACCAAGAUGCUGAACUACCUGGCUCGUAACUUCUACAACCUGCGUUUCCUGGCUCUGUUCGUGUGCUUCGCCAUCAACUUCAUCCUGCUCUUCUACAAGGUCACCGCUGAAGCUGAAGAGGAAGUCGACGAUGAAACCACCUGGGGCGGCGACGAGGAGGAGGGGGACGACGAGAACACGUUGUUUGACAUGGAUGAGUUUGUUCUUCAGGAGAGCACCGGCUACAUGUUACCAACGCUGCGCUUCCUGGCCAUAUUCCACACCGUCAUCUCGCUUGUGUGUUUGGUCGGGUACUACUAUCUGAAGGUUCCUCUGGUGGUGUUCAAGAGGGAGAAGGAGAUCGCCAGGAAGCUUGAAUUUGACGGCCUCUACAUCACCGAGCAGCCGUCCGAUGAUGACAUCAAGGGCCAGUGGGAUCGACUCGUCAUCAAUACGCCGUCUUUCCCCAGCAACUACUGGGACAAGUUCAUCAAGCGGAAGGUGAUCAACAAAUAUGGCGACAUGUACGGAGCUGAACGCAUCGCUGAGCUCUUGGGUCUGGAUAAAAGCGCUCUGGACUUUGACCCCACGGUGGAGGCUGUGGAGAAAGAAGCCUCCCUGGUCUCCUGGCUGAGCUCCAUCGAUACGAAGUAUCACAUCUGGAAAAUGGGAGUAGUUUUGACCGACAAUUCCUUCCUGUAUCUGAUCUGGUACACCACCAUGUCCAUCUUCGGACACUUCAACAACUUCUUCUUCGCUGCUCAUUUGCUGGACAUCGCCAUGGGCUUCAAGACGCUCCGCACCAUCCUGUCCUCCGUCACUCACAAUGGGAAGCAGCUGGUGCUGACUGUGGGUCUGCUGGCUGUGGUCGUCUAUCUCUACACCGUGGUGGCCUUCAACUUCUUCAGGAAGUUCUACAACAAGAGCGAGGACGAGGACGAGCCCGACAUGAAGUGUGACGACAUGAUGACGUGCUACUUGUUCCACAUGUACGUCGGUGUGAGGGCUGGCGGUGGCAUUGGAGACGAGCUGGAGGACCCGGCCGGAGACCCCUACGAGCUCUAUCGCAUCCUGUUCGACAUCACCUUCUUCUUCUUUGUCAUCGUCAUCCUGCUCGCCAUCAUUCAAGGUUUGAUCAUCGACGCCUUCGGUGAGCUGAGAGAUCAGCAGGAGCAGGUGAAGGAGGACAUGGAGACCAAAUGCUUCAUCUGUGGCAUCGGGAACGACUACUUCGAUCGGACGCCUCACGGGUUUGAAACUCACACCUUACAAGAGCACAACCUGGCCAACUACCUGUUCUUCCUGAUGUACCUGAUCAACAAGGACGAGACUGAACACACGGGUCAGGAGUCGUACGUGUGGAAGAUGUACCAGGAGAGAUGCUGGGACUUCUUCCCGACCGGAGACUGCUUCCGUAAACAAUACGAGGACCAGCUGGGUUAGCGAGGUGGGCGGAGCCCCCCCCGUCUCUACUUUCCUUCCACCUGAAAGAGACAAUGGAAUCGACUUCACCCUGUUAACAGAACCUGAACUCUCUCUCUCUCUCUCUCACUCUCUCUGCUGCCAUGGCGACGGAAAGAAUAAUCAUUUUCAAUUUUAAAAACCUAAAGAAAAAAAAAAUAUAAUAUAUAAGUAAGAAUUCUAACGAACGAGUGGACAUUUGUUCAUCCGAGUCCUUUUUACGUCACCUGCCACGAUACCUCUUUUAUGCAAAGUCAUCCUUUGAUUCUGACUCACAUCGCCUUCUCACCUGUUUAACCCCCCCGACCUGCGGCACAAGCUGCCGCGUGUGUGAAACACGCGGAGGGUUACGGCACGACGACGACCGAACGUCCGAAUAUGCAUAUUUUCUAGAUUAACGCCAGGAUGUUAGCGUCACUUCUCAAACCAACCGAGUGGAUGUGCGCUGCUGCUGCUAUUGAUCCAGUUGACGUCAGAUGAAACGAGCGAUCUGCCUUUCACAGCUGGUUCACAUCUGUCCGAGGUCGAGACGAACUUGGUUCCUGCGGGAGCAGAGACGACUCACUUUAGGUGAUUAUCACGAGCCGACGUGCCUUAAGAGAAACUAUGCACAAAAAAUAAUCUAUAAAGAAAAAAACUCCUUUUUCUUCCCUCCUGACACAAGCGGCGCGCUCUUAGCUCUGGAUUAGUUACAAGCAGAUUUCGCUCAAGUUAGUUUUGUGGCUUUUAAUUAAAAAAAGAAAAACCCCAGAAACAUUUGUUGUAUAAAAUCUAGAUGACCCUUUGUGUAAAUGUUGCUUAGUUUGGUUUUGUUCCUGAGCUGUGGCGUCCUGCCUGCCUGCACUUCUUUCCACAGUAGAAGAACCCCACAACAAGAGGAAAACGGAGAAAACAAAACCUUGUUCAGGGAUUUAUUGACGACAAGAUGGUUGACUGCUACUGUAUGGCCAUUUGUAUGUAUGUAGACGCUUUGGUAAACUGCAUUUCUUUUAACGAGGGGGAGGAAAUGAAUAACAAUAAAUGAAUUGACGCAAUAAA
This is a messenger RNA of Paralichthys olivaceus (Japanese flounder), 15009 nucleotides long. Lineage: Eukaryota; Metazoa; Chordata; Actinopteri; Pleuronectiformes; Paralichthyidae. The record is from RefSeq and is a predicted model, not a curated record.